UAAUAGGCUAUUCACACUGACGACCAUCCACCAUCCACCAUCCAUUUCGGGGAUGGUCCGAAAUAGGCUAUUCACACUGACGACCAUCCACCAUCCAUUUCGGGGAUGGUCCGUAAGGUUUUGCCGUUCCGAAAAUUUCCCAGUUAGUCCACCAUCCAUUUUGGAUGUUCCUAAACCGCACGUUUCUAUGCGAUAGUUAGCCGAUGGUUUUCAAAUGCAACUCUGAAUAAUUGUCAUUCACAAUGGAAAAAUGGUAUUCACUGCGAAAACGUAAACAAUGAUUGUGACAAAAUUAACAAAAAACAAAAACAACAACAGAACAGCUCGGAAGGACAGAUACGUUGAAUAGAUAUAUUUGUUUUUUAUUGUUUAUAAUAUAUAAUAUUAUUACACAAUGCAGCAAACAAGAGAACAACAGCAGGCGGCAGGGUGAAAUGGAGUGCCGCGCUUGAGAGCCUGCUGAUUGACAUAUGGAAGGAGAAAAUUGAAGAUUUGCGCGGACCACGCGCACAUGUGUAAAUUAAGUUGUCCGCAUGUCCAAGUAGCCUUAGCUGCUUGAUGCGGUGGUCCUCGUGCGGGUUCCGUGGUAUACAAUCCUUUAUGAAGAUUAUGUUGGAGAGAUAACUGUCUCUCUUAUCACUGGCCUUGUGGUACAGUGGUAUAGAAUUAAUAAUUCAAAGUGUUUACGGCUGGUUGCCGGAGCAAGGUUUAUUAACAAGCGUUAGCUUUCGUUAUAAGAACAGAACUAAAACUAGGAGCCACCAGCAAGCUGGGGCAUAAGCUGAAUCAAAAUUAUUUAAUUGCCAAAGAAUGCAAAGCUACAAAAUAUAUGUACUUAGAGCUACAAAGCUACAGUCGGUAAGCCGACUUGGCAUAAGCGAUAAUGCUGAUCUUGCGGCAUGUGCAAGAUAUCAGAUUACCGCCGGUUGACCGUCACAUUCAGGGCGCUGAACUGAAGUUCGCUGAUUUGGCAUCUUGAGUGCAAACAACAUGGAGCAGAGCACAUUGGACAACGACAAUACUGAUGAGUACUUUUCGGAUAUUAUUGAGAUGGACCUGGACGGAUCUUGUAGCUCCAGCACCUUGUCUGGGCGUCCGCCAAAGAAAAAGAAAAAGACCGACAUUUCGUGGCUGGCAGAGAUCGCCCAGGAGCGUCUCGAACAACAAAAGGACCACCACAGAAAGAAGGAGGAGCACGACGUUAGGCAGGAAAAGAUGGUGCAGGACUUGAUCAGCACCCAAACAAAAUUCCAGAACGACUUAUUAGAAGUUUUAAAAAAUAAAAAUAAAUAAGUUUUUAAUUUUCA
This is a messenger RNA of Drosophila miranda, 1307 nucleotides long. RefSeq lists its product as uncharacterized. Lineage: Eukaryota; Metazoa; Arthropoda; Insecta; Diptera; Drosophilidae. The record is from RefSeq and is a predicted model, not a curated record. The transcript is spliced from 3 exons. The coding region runs from base 991 to 1293 and encodes 100 amino acids.